This is a messenger RNA of Ctenopharyngodon idella (grass carp), 5567 nucleotides long. RefSeq names its product WD repeat domain 19 (gene wdr19). Gene Ontology annotation, cellular component: intraciliary transport particle A; cilium. NCBI's taxonomy places the organism in Eukaryota, Metazoa, Chordata, Actinopteri, Cypriniformes, Xenocyprididae. Gene Ontology annotation, biological process: cilium assembly; intraciliary retrograde transport. The record is from RefSeq and is a predicted model, not a curated record. The transcript is spliced from 37 exons. The coding region runs from base 94 to 4131 and encodes 1345 amino acids. Gene Ontology annotation, molecular function: protein binding.
CGCUGACUGGCUGUUGCUAUGAGGUUGCCAAGAGAGAUCAAGACGCGUCGGAGUGAAGCACCCUGGGAAGUGUAACGUUUUCGUCACACAAAAAUGAAGCGUGUUUUCACGCUGUCAGAAAAGUCCUGGUCUGGAUCAUGUUUGCAAUACAAAUGGCAGAAAACAGUAGGAAACUAUCUUGCAGUUGCAGGCCCUGACAAUUUUGUAAAAAUCUUUGAUCGGCAUGGACAGAAGGUCAAUGAGUUAAAUCUCCCUGGGAAUUGUGUAUCUCUUGACUGGGAUAAAGAUGGUGAUAUCUUGGCUGUGAUUUCUGAAAAGUCCAGUUCCGUUUACUUGUGGGAUGCAAAUGUUAACAAAACCUCUCAGCUAGACAGUGGCAUGAGAGAUCAGAUGUCCUUCUUGCUCUGGUCCAAAACUGGGCCAUUGUUGGCUGUUGGCACAUCUAAAGGAAACCUUCUCAUCUACAACCAGCAAACCUCACGCAAGAUUCCUGUUCUGGGUAAGCAUACAAAGAAAAUCACAUGUGGCUGUUGGAGCUCUCACAACCUUCUGGCGUUAGGCAGUGAAGACCGCAGCAUAACAAUCAGCAACCACGAGGGAGACACCAUUCGGCAGACCUCUGUGAGAGCAGAUCCUGCAGAUGUUCAGUUCUCAGUGAUGAAAACAGAUGAGAGAUCAUCUCCAGGAGAAAGCACCGUGAGUGUGGCUUUGGGUAAGAAGACCCUGUUUCUUUUUAACCUGAAUGACCCUGAUAACCCUAUAGAACUGGCCUUCCAGCAGCGCUACGGCAACAUCAUCUCCUACCGCUGGUAUGGGGAUGGCUAUAUCAUGAUUGGAUUUUCACAUGGUUAUUUUGUGGUAAUUUCCACACAUAUCCGUGAGAUUGGCCAAGAGUUGUUUCAAGCCCACAAUCAUAAAGACAGCCUGACAAGCAUCGCCAUCUCACAGUCACUAAACAAGGCUGCAUCCUGUGGGGACAACUGUAUUAAGAUACAUGACCUAACUGAUCUGAAGGAGAUGUAUGCUAUAGUCACGCUGGAUGAGGAGACCAAAGGCCUUGAUCAGAUGUGUUGGACUGAUGAUGGGCAGCUGUUAGCUGUGUCUUCUCAGCAGGGCACUUUGCAUGUCUUCCUCACCAAGUUGCCCAUAUUGGGAGACAGCAGUGGCACUAGAAUUGCAUAUCUUACAUCCCUGCUGGAGGUUACAGUCGCUAACCAUGUGGAAGGGGAGUCUCCCGUUGCUAUGUCAGUAGAGGUGGAGCCUAAUUUCAUAGCUGUGGGACCAUAUCAUGUUGCUGUGGGCAUGAAUAACAGAGCGUGGUUUUAUGCAUUAGGAGAUGGUGGUGUGGAGCGUGUAAAAGACACUGAGUAUUUAGGGACAGUGGCCAGUAUGUGCCUGAACUGUGACUAUGCUGCUGCCCUGUUUGAGGGGAAAGUCCAGUUGCAUGUGAUUGAUGGAGAUGAGCAGAUUGUUCAGGAGGACAGACAGACAAAACUGUUUCCGGAACCCGACCAGAAAUACCGCAUCCUCAGUCAUGCUCUCACCUCUGAGUUUCUGUAUUAUGGGACUGAUACUGGGUUGAUUCAGUGUUUCUAUUUUGAAGACUGGCAGAGUGUGAAUGAAUAUCGCCACACAGUGGGUGUACGCAAAGUCUUUCCCGACCCCAAUGGAACACGUCUCGUUUUUAUUGAUGAAAAAAGUGACGGCUUCCUAUACUGUCCGGUAAAUGAUUCCGUGCUUGAGAUCCCAGACUUCUCUCCUGCCAUUAAAGGGGUGUUGUGGGAAAACUGGAUCAGCAAUAAGGGUGUGUUUGUAGCGUAUGAGGAGGACAAAGUCUACACAUAUGCCUUCCACAAAGACACCAUACAGGGCUCUAAAGUGAUUCUAGUUGGUGCCACCAAGUUGCCAUUUUCCCAUAAGCCCUUGCUGUUGCAUAACGGGGAGCUGACAUGUCAAACCCAGAGUGGGAAGAUUAACAGUGUGGUUUUAAACACUCAUUCAUUCCUCAACAUCCCACAUAGUGACACCAGCAAAGACAAACUCCAGUCAUUACUGCAACAGGCCAUCAUGCUGAAAAGGUUUUCUGAUGCGUGGAAUACAUGUAAAGCUCUGAACAGAACUGAGGCCUGGGGUGAGCUGGGCAGGGCGUGUCUGCACCACAUGGAGGUGGAACUGGCCAUUAGAGUAUACCGCAUGAUGGGAAAUGUCGGCAUGGUCAUGUCACUAGAGGACAUCAAGGGAAUAGAGGAUCAAAAUUUGCUGGCUGGUCAUUUAGCCAUGUUCUGCAAUGACUUCAACCGAGCCCAGGACCUGUAUCUGACAUCUUCGUACCCCAUGGCAGCCCUGGAGAUGAGAAGGGACCUGCAACAUUGGGACAGUGCAUUACAGCUGGCUAAAAGACUGGACCCUGAUGAGAUCCCAUUCAUUUCUAAAGAAUAUGCCAUACAGCUGGAGUUUGUUGGAGAUUAUGUGAAUGCACUGGCUCACUAUGAGAAAGGCAUAACAGGAAACAACAAGUUCCAGGAUCAUGAUGAGAGCUGUCUAGCAGGAGUGGCUCGUAUGUCCAUUCGAAUGGGUGACAUUCGUAGAGGAGCCAACCAGGCCAUCAAACACCCCAGCAGAGCUCUGAAGAAAGACUGUGGCGCCAUUCUGGAAAGCAUGAAGCAAUAUUCAGAAGCGGCUCAGCUGUAUGAGAAAGGCCAGUACUACGACAAAGCUGCCUCCGUCUACAUACGCUGCAAAAACUGGGCAAAGGUGGGCGAGCUCCUUCCCCAUGUGACUUCCCCGAAGAUCCACCUGCAGUAUGCUAAGGCAAAGGAGGCUGAUGGCAAAUAUAAAGAGGCAGCAAUGGCCUAUGAAAGUGCACGAGAUUGGGACAAUGUAAUUCGAAUCUUACUGGAGCAUCUUAACAACCCUGAGGAGGCUGUCCGCAUCGUACGAGAAACUCAGUCCAUUGAAGGAGCCAAAAUGGUAGCCAGGUUUUUCCUGCGUUUAAGUGAUUACGGCUCAGCGAUCCAGUUCCUGGUUUUGUCACGUUGCAGCGAUGAAGCUUUUCAGCUCGCCCAGCAGCACGGGCAGAUGGAGGUCUAUGCUGACAUCAUUGGUUCGGAGGCUACAACAGAGGACUAUCAGAGCAUAGCGCUGUAUUUUGAGGGGGAGAAGAAUCAUCUUCAGGCUGGGAAAUUCUUUCAGAAGUGUGGACAGUACAGCAGGGCGCUGAAGCACUUUUUGAAAUGUCCUAGUUCUGAUGACAGUUUGGCCAUAGAGAUGGCCAUUGAGACAGUAGGUGAAGCAAAGGAUGAAGCUCUAACCAAUCAGCUUAUUGAUUAUCUGAUGGGGGAAAGUGACGGAAUGCCAAAGGAUGCAAAAUAUCUGUUCCGGUUAUACAUGGCUCUCAAACAGUACAGAGAGGCAGCGAGAACGGCUAUUAUAAUCGCUAGAGAGGAGCAAUCUGCAGGAAACUACAGGAAUGCCCAUGAUGUUUUGUUCAGCAUGUAUGCUGAGCUUCAGACACAGCACAUUAAAAUCCCAGCAGAGAUGGCCACAAACCUGAUGAUCCUGCACAGUUACAUACUAGUGAAGAUCCAUGUUAAAAGGGGAGAUCAUUUAAAGGGAGCACGAAUGCUUAUCCGUGUGUCCAACAACAUCAGCAAAUUCCCAUCCCACAUUGUUCCCAUCCUCACAUCAGCGGUUAUUGAAUGUCAUCGUGCUGGAUUAAGGAACUCUGCUUUCAGUUUUGCCUCUAUGCUAAUGAGACCAGAGUAUCGUAACAAGAUUGAUCUCAAAUACAAGAAGAAAAUAGAGGCCAUGGUCCGUCGUCCAGAUACUUCUGAGGUCGAGGAGGAGAGCUCACCCUGUCCGUACUGUGGCUUCAGCCUGCCUGACUGUGAGCUGCUCUGUCCCGGCUGCAAAAACAGUCUGCCCUACUGUAUCGCCACAGGUCGUCACUUGGUCAAGGAGGAUUGGUGUGUCUGCCCACACUGUGAUUUUCCUGCUCUCUACUCGCAAUUCACCCAGCUCUUAGAGACAGAGGCAGUUUGCCCCAUGUGCUCUGAGACUUUAAAUGUCAGUGAGGUGAAAAAAGUGUUGGACUGCUCAAAAUAUCUGCAGCAGGACCAACUGGAGCGCUGAGAUCCAGAGAGCAAGAAAGGAGAAAUGAAAGGAUAAAGAGAUUUGAUGACAGUCACACAUCUGAUGAUGUGUGAUGGUGAGUCAUUACAGAAUCAAUAUUGUGGGAUCAAUAUUGUAACCUUUCAAGCCAGGCAUGAUUGUAUUUUCAUGAUAUUAUUGAAAAUACAAAAAUGUUUUUAUUUAUUUAACAUUAUUGUAGCAAUUUGUAAUCAUGGUAUAUUUAUCUUAAAAUACAGAAUAAAAAAGAAAAUAUGUAUGAGUUUUUUGUACAUUAAAUAUGUUUCUCAUCAGUAUAUCUGUAUAGUUACUCUAAAAUGUGCUUCUAAUGUGUCUUAAAGGUAAAGUGUAUAAUUUAAUCUGCCAUUGGCUGUACAAACAGGUAGUCCCGCCCCAAACUCAUACCAUUGGCUAAGUUGAAGUUGCUAUGUCGGGCCUUUCAAACGCACAAAGCAAUGUUGAAAGCACUACAAAGCCUCAGAAUUUUUACUUUUUGGGGAAAUCAGCCUAUGAAUGUUAUCUCUGCACAUUAAACUUGUAUAGGAGAAAAUUGAACAUCAGCUUUAAUCUGAGUGGUCUAUACUGCUGUUUUGUAGCCUGGCCACAAGAGUUCAGCACUGCAGUGAGCUAAUAAAAAGAGAAAGACAGUUAAUCUAACCACCCAAAUGCUGACAUUUAUUAUGAGCUGGACUGUCCGUUCACCUUACAUGUGGCCUUAAAUUUAUUAGAACAAAUUGAUUUAAAGUCAGUGACUCUCUCUUUUAAAGUUGAGCUUCACCUCACUGCUUUAGACAUGUAGGCCAGUAGUUCUUCAUUUUGUAUAAGCUUUAGCUUUAAUGUACUAAGAAAAUUGUAAUUCUAAUUAUUACAGUUUGUGAGGCCUGAUUUAUUUGCAUGUUGUGGUAUAUCUCUGCUCUGAGGCUGAACUAUAUGCUUUAAAGAGACUGAAGUAUGUGCUUUAAAGGGAUAGUUCACCCAAAAAUGAAAAUUCUGUCAUCAUUUACUCACCUCAUGCCAUUCAAAAUCCUGUAUGACUUUGUUUCUUUUGUGUAACACAAAAGAAGAUAUUCUGAAGAAUGUUUACCAAAUAGUUUUGGUGACCAUUGACUUCCUUUGUAUGGACAAAACAUUGAGACAUUUCUGAAAAUAUCUUAUUUAAUGUUCUGCGGAAGAAAGAAAGCCAUACAGGUUUGGAACAACAUGAGGGUGAGUAAAUGAUAACAGCUUUCAUUUUUGGCUGAACUAUCCCUUUAACAUAUAUUAUUGGCCCAUACAUUUUAGGUUUCCCUGUGUUGUGUGACAGAUUUUUAUGAAGGUAUUUUUGAGUGUUUCAAUUAAAAACAAAACAUCAGGUCAAUGCUCUUAUCAUACAAAUUACAUAUUAUAAUGUGGAUUAAAAAUAUGUACCCUUGCUCCAUGUCUUUGGACAUGGUAUCCAA